Molecule: messenger RNA, 975 nt
Organism: Bacidia gigantensis
Lineage: Eukaryota; Fungi; Ascomycota; Lecanoromycetes; Lecanorales; Ramalinaceae
Exons: 5
Coding region: 1-975 (324 amino acids)
Biological process (GO): peptide catabolic process; proteolysis
Cellular component (GO): cytoplasm
Molecular function (GO): peptide binding; metalloaminopeptidase activity; zinc ion binding
Source: RefSeq, a predicted model, not a curated record
AUGGCUGCUCUCGAUAGAGACGUCCUACCUCCCAUACUAAAACCUCUACAUUAUAAGCUAGACAUAUACGACCUAGAGCUUGGUGGAGAGUUCAGCUUUGCAGGUACUGUUAGAAUUGACAUAGGUGUCAAGUCACCGACGAAAAGCAUCAUCAUCAAUGCUCAUAAACUGAAACUGAGAACGGCGCAAGUGUCCGGUCAAAAGGCAUCCGAGAUCACAUACGAUGAGAAGCGUCAGCGAGCUACUCUUGAGUUUCCUGAGGUCAUCCAAGAAUCCAAAAAUUCCGUUCUCCAGAUUGAGUAUACUGGAAUCAUGAACAGCGACAUGGCUGGCUUUUAUCGAUCGAAGUAUAAGCCUAAAGAUCAGCCUGCCAAAUCUGUCCCCAAGGAAGGAGAGCAUCAUCUCAUGUUCAGCACACAGUUCGAAUCAUGUGAUGCUAGAAGGGCUUUCCCUUGCUUUGACGAGCCAAAUCUGAAAGCCUCGUUCGACGUAAGCAUCGAGCUUCCGAAUGACCAAAUAGCCCUGAGCAACAUGCCUGAAAAGGAAUCGAAGUCAUCUAGCAAACCUGGCCAGAAGUUAUUGGCGUGGGUUGUUGCAGAUCUCAAGUACGUAGAAACAAGGACAAGUCGGAGCUACAACGGGGAAAAGUUGCCUGUGAGAGUCUACACUACCCCUGGUCAUGAAAAGCAAGGCCAAUUUGGGGCAGAUGUGUGCGCAAAAGUGGUCGAUUUCUAUUCCGAUAUCUUUGAAUUAGAAUAUCCUUUACCAAAGAUCGACUUAGUCGCUGUCCAUGAAUUCUCCCACGGUGCAAUGGAGGUACGUUCUUCUGCAAACAAUGUACAGCGACAAGUGAAUAAUCCGUUGCAGAACUGGGGCUUGAUUACUUAUCGAACCACUGCUAUCUUGUAUGAUCCAGAAACGUCCGACGCAUUCUACAAGAAUAGAGUGUCUUAUGUUGUCGCACACGGCGAGUAA